This is a messenger RNA of Sesamum indicum (sesame), 1405 nucleotides long. It is a transcript of the gene EXPA1, whose product is annotated as expansin A1. Gene Ontology annotation, biological process: plant-type cell wall organization. Gene Ontology annotation, cellular component: extracellular region. The record is from RefSeq and is a predicted model, not a curated record. NCBI's taxonomy places the organism in Eukaryota, Viridiplantae, Streptophyta, Magnoliopsida, Lamiales, Pedaliaceae.
UGUGUGACUAGUGACUGUAGCCAGAAAAGCUCCCAACCCACCCCAAGGGCUACUACUUUCCUUACCUCUAUUUAAAUCACCACACUCCUUCAAACGCUCCUCACUCAGCUCCUCACAUCCGUUGUCUAGCAUUUGCUUUCCCAGGGCCUAAGCUCAACAAGUGAAAAUGGCUUUUCUUGGAGUUUUCUUGGUUGGUUUUCUUGCAAUGGCGUCGCAUGUUCAGGCCAACGGUGGGGGAUGGAUUAACGCUCAUGCGACCUUCUACGGCGGUGGUGAUGCCUCUGGAACAAUGGGUGGUGCUUGUGGGUAUGGGAAUCUGUACAGCCAGGGUUACGGUACAAACACUGCAGCACUAAGUACAGCCCUGUUCAACAGUGGGCUGAGCUGCGGUUCUUGCUACGAGAUUAAGUGUGUGAAUGACGGGCAAUGGUGUUUGCCGGGCUCAAUUGUGGUGACCGCCACCAAUUUCUGCCCCCCAAACAAUGCCUUACCCAACAAUGCUGCGGGUGGCGGGUGGUGCAAUCCUCCCCUGCACCACUUUGAUCUCUCUCAGCCUGUUUUCCAGCACAUCGCUCAGUACAAAGCUGGAAUUGUCCCUGUUGCUUACAGAAGGGUACCCUGCAACAGAAAGGGAGGCAUAAGGUUCACCAUUAAUGGACACUCCUACUUCAACCUAGUACUCAUCACCAACGUUGGUGGAGCCGGGGAUGUUCAUGCUGUUUCCAUCAAGGGGUCCAGGACCGGGUGGCAGCCCAUGUCAAGAAACUGGGGACAGAACUGGCAGAGCAACUCCUAUCUCAACGGCCAAAGCCUGUCGUUUAAGGUCACGACAAGCGACGGCCGCACCGUCGUCUCCUACAACGUCGCCCCGGCUAGCUGGUCGUUUGGGCAAACCUUCUCCGGAGCCCAAUUUCGUUAAAUGAAUGAUUUUGAGGUUGUCCCAUAUCAAAGUUUUUAGCAGGAGGGAGAUUUAUUAAAUUACUAGAAGUUAGGUAUUUGGAUAUUGUUAUGAAAACAUAUAUAUGGUCACGAAUAUUAGUAGUGUGACUUUAUUACAAUGGGAAGUUGAUGUUGAAGGGGACUAAUUUUAAAUGGUCCUCGUCUUUGAGGAGGAGGGGCACUCAAUUUAUGAGGGGCUUUCUCCUUGCUCUUGAGGUUCUUUCCUUUACUUUUUCUUUUUUGGGAGUUUUAAGGUGGCCGAGGUGGAAUUAUCACCACCCGCUUACUAUUAAGGUAGUCCUAGUGGAGUUACAUGUGGGACUUUUAUGAAUCUCUUUUGUCUUUAAUUUCUGGGUUCAGCAUCAUGUGAGCUGAAGGAGUUAUCCCCUAGUUAGGAUUGUGUUUGUACGAAGCAAGAUGUAAAUUUUCGAUUUGAGUAGUAAUGAAAUGGCUUCUUUCUUCUUCC